This is a messenger RNA of Candidozyma pseudohaemuli, 5691 nucleotides long. RefSeq lists its product as uncharacterized. The record is from RefSeq and is a predicted model, not a curated record. Lineage: Eukaryota; Fungi; Ascomycota; Pichiomycetes; Serinales; Metschnikowiaceae. The transcript is spliced from 3 exons. Bases 1 to 5691 code for a protein of 1896 amino acids.
AUGAUAGAGUGUUCCACAGCUUCAGCGCUUUCGCAUUUCUUCAGCACUUUCUCCCUCAUUAGCUGGAUGGGAGCUCAGCUCCCGCAGAUAUACACAAACUAUGUGAACAAGUCGGCAGAAGGAAUAUCGCCACUGUUUCUUAUACUAUGGUUCAUGGGCGAUUUCCUCAGUUUUACAAGCUGUCUUCUAAAUGAGUCGACCCUAGCUUUCCAAGUUUACCUAAGUUUGUUUUUCAUAUGCAACGAUAUUGCGUUGUGCUACCAGUUUUACUAUUACAACAACAUAUACCCCAAAGCGAACGCACCAGUAAAGUCCCUGGACGUCGAAGUCGCUGAACUGCUGGUAACGGAUGCAGAUGUUCAUGCUGGCUCUGGAACUAUUCACAUUAGAUCACAUAUUCCUGAACCUGAGGAGGCCGAUGAAUGGCUGAGUCUCACACCUCCUUCAGAUGGCUCCAUCCCUGGAAGCUACAACUCGAUCAAUAAGAAGCCCAACGUUGCUAAAGUGGUUACUAUUGGAUCCAUUCUCAAUUCCGGCUUGUCCAAUGCAUUCCCUGUGAGCCGUGCGAUGGAAUCAGUCAUCUCGGUCGCAGAGGAAGCCGGGAGUCAUGAUGUUCUUGCUCUUAUUCUUGCAUGGAGCUGCACCGCUGUCUACGUGAGCUCCCGUUGUCCACAGCUUUACAAGAACUACAAAAGAAAGUCGGUUGAAGGCGUCUCACCUCUCCUUUUUGGAGCCGCUCUUUUCGGAAACUUGGCAUACACAAUUUCUGUGCUCACAAGCUGUGAAUUUUUGCUUUCCGACGACAAAGCUACCUAUUUCUGGCAUCAGCUUCCAUACCUCAUAGGAAGCUCCGGCACGAUAGUGUUCGACUUCGCAUACUUCUACCAAAGGCACAUCUACCGCAAUUCUCACGAGUACAGCGCAGUGGUGGGUCUCGAGCCUUGGGAUCAACUAGAAAGACGCUCGAACGACUUGAAAGACGAACUGGCAUACUCUCAGAUUGGACCAGAUACAUACCCGAAUCCGUUAUAUUCGUUGAAAAAAGAGGAGAUUGAAAAGUUGAACGAGGAAGAUUUCCGUCACUUGGUGUCCAUUCCAUACAAAUCCAUCUCGGAGACUGACCAGUUCUGCUUCAAUGUCAUACAGCUUGUUCACGAUAAUCUUAUUCUGAACCCUGCGAAGGCCAGGAUGCUAUUGUGCAAUAUUGAAGACGAGGGAAUUCGAACUGUGAUUGUUGACUGUCUCAAGCAAUACUACAAAGCUAACCUGGUGCGAGAUUCUAUUCUUCAAUUCAUAGUGGCACCUGAAGCGGCCACAACCAGAAAAGCGAUCUUUGCCAACAUCGAGGAUAUUUUGUUUGAGCAGUCCACGCCAAAAUCUGAGAAACUGACACUAUUAUUGAGCUACCUACGAAAGUUAGCGUUCAGUUCAACUUCAAACUGUACAUCGCUUUUGUUGCAAGACAAGACUGCGAAGUCUAUAUUGGAGCACGUACCGGAGACGAAUCGAGCAGAGCUUUAUUCCUACUUUUUGCAUAUUAACAUGAAAUUCUCGGACAUGGCUAUGUUUGACCAGUUCAAACAGAGUCUUUUGCAUGGAUCUAACCUCAAUAAUUUGGUCGCCAAGACUGGAAUAAUCGAUGCAAAAUGGCAUCACCUUAACGACGUUGUCAUUGAUGAGCAGCAUAAACUAAAGAUGUUGAAUUUUUUCACCUUUAAUGACCUCCAAUAUUUCACGAACCAGGCCAUCGAGUCUAAUGACCUACUCGAUGCCAACCUAUACCUUGAUCUUCUUGUUGCAAAGCUCGAAACACUGUCUCUCAAAUCGAAUUCUACGGGACACAAAGGUAGGAUUCAAAAGCUUUUGCAUGUUUUACUUCAACACUCGAUGACGUUCAAGGGUCCCCAAGAGUGCCUCAAAUUCUUGAGGUAUAUGCCUCAAGUGGGAUUGGAAAUACGUCCAGCCACCAUGCUACGUGUGUUGAUACAGCUCAGAAAAGACGAGUGUUUCGACGAAGCACUUUUGUUGAUAAACAACCUUCACAACUGUGAGCUCUCAAGUCAUCAACGUGCUAUGUUAGUACAUGAGAUUGUGAACGUUAUCUCGAAAAAAUUUGCUGGCCACCCAGAAGUAAUUGUCGGAUACUUUGCAUCAAUGUUUGGCAAUGAUGCGCUUCACUUGUUGCACCGUCUCGGCUUACUUCAAUUGAUCUACAAGGAGGAUUUCAAAAACCUCGAUUUCUCCAGCAUCAAGAGGGCUGAUAUUCACGAGGACCUUACAUCAUGUGUGCUCGAACACUCUCAUCUCCAAAUCUUAUAUGAUGUCGUCUUGAAAUAUCUUGGGGUGAGCAGCCUUGCUCCCAGACUCGUCGGGGACCUUUACCAUAGGUAUAUUAACGAACUCCCCAACGGUACGGAAGCCUCUAAGCUUUGGCAGGUUGAUGACGGCAUUGUUUCCCUAUUUAUUGAAUGUCUUUGCAAAACUGAGCCCGGAAGCUUGGACAUGAAGCUUCUGAAAGACAAGAAGAGGUAUGAAGCGGCGAAGGCGAUCAGCCAGGAUUUCUUCGAUAAGCAGCAAUUACCAAAGGAGAAGAGGAAGUCUUUCACCUAUGACGUGCUCAUCAGUUCCGCUUUGCUUCAACAUAAUGACUACUCCUUUGCUGCAUCGGUACUUAAGCAUGCGAGAGAACACAAAAUACCCUCAACCUUCAAUCAGCUCUACCCGUUCAUCAUGUACCACUAUGUUCGAGGUGACCGACAAAGAGCUGAGGCAUGGUACAACAUGAUGGUGAAGGACGGUGUAAAAGCUAAAUCCACAGCGGGCGACAGGCUAGUCUCUAUAGCUGAGGAAUGUGGUUGGAACAUCAAGGGUUCCCUCUACAGAAGAACGAUUAAUCAUAGAAACCAAAAGAUACGCCGGGAACUUGCGAACAUGAGAGGUGAUCAUCUCGAGGCUUUGGGCAUCAAAGGAGAUGACCAACGUUCCCACGACCUUCUCGAAGAAUUGAGCGCAAUCAUAGAUCACCUAGACUCGAAGAAGAGGUUCGAAUCGAUUGUUGCCCAUGUCAAUCGAACUCUACUGGAAUUAGGUGAAGUGUACAGUGAAAUCGGGUACUCCAAUCGUGAGAUCAACCAGAGGCAGGCCGAUGUGUUUUUGACUAUUGACGAUACCAUCAAAUCCAUAAGCAGCAAUGCUCUUCGAGAAAAGAACCUGUUACAGAAUGAAUGUGAGUGGCUCCGGCAGCAAAUCAGAUUCAUGCUUGCCACACUCAACGACAGCCAUGGAGAGAGAACCUUGAAGUUGAGCAGUCGAGGAAUCGUUUUCGAAGACGAUGUCAUGUACGCUACAGGGUAUCGUGAGGAUGUAAAGGAGCAAGUCCACUCGUUCCAUCACUACAAUCAACCAUCAUUUCACGAUCCUACCUUCGGUGAUGCUGAGGAGAUUGGCGAGAGCGAUUAUUCUAUGCAACAACAAUAUGACUAUAUGACUAAAACGAUACCACAACUACUGUUACUACAAACCAAGCUGCUGCUAAAUAACAUUUUUCUAGAUGUUCUCAAAGCGUUUGUUAAGAUAUUCCGCAAGUUUGCCGACUUGAGCUAUCGCUACUGGGAGAAUGUUGAUAUCAUCGGUGCUGAAGCUUCCAAGACGAAUAGUCUAACUAGUCAGCUCCCAAAUAAAAGUGAAGCUGAAGAAUACUUGAAACUCACUGAGGAUUUCGAAUCCACCGUGAAGCAAUUGCGUCUCACGGAAAAGGUAUCCAAAACGCCCUUCACCAGCAUGGGCAAUGCACACGAUGAUGACAAUGCGUUUGUCAUUCUGAGCCCGAAGAAGGCCAAGAUCCGUGAUCUCACGAGAGCUAAGGAAGAUGUGGCUGAUAUUUCUGGUAUCUCUCAGUCUUCUCCGGACGAAACUAUGGGUCACCUUCGAGAGAUCAACGGAAAGCUCAUCACGGCGUUACGAGGUUUGAAGAUCAUCAAGUUGAACUCGCAAUUAAUUCUGGACCUCACGGCUGAAGUCGAGCAGAGUAAGACGGAAGUUGCGAACAGAGCCGUUGAAAUGAAAGACUUUGUAAACCAGUGUCUUGAUAUCGUUGUUAUCUUGCUGCUCAGUGAUUCUGACUUGAUCAAAAUUCAGCAACGUGUGAUACAGGCCAAAGGGGAAGAGUACGCCAAAGAAGGUCCCUUUGACUCAGAAGCCUUGAAAUUGAUCGAGGGAGACAUUCUUGCAUUUGGCUUGGAGAGAUCCAAACUACUCUAUCUCCAAAAACUUACGCAUACCUUGACACAUUUGCGGGAUUCAAAACAGAAGAAGUGGAAUUACUAUAUGUCAGCUUGUCAGCGACUUUGGGAUAAGCUAUGCGAGUCGCCUCAGUUUAUAUCACAUUUCCAACAAGAGAAUUCUUCUCUAAGUGAAACUUCCUUGGUGAACCUCAAGAUGGAGCUCAACCGUCUUUACAUGAAACGGUCUGAAUUUAUUGGAAGCUUCAUUGUUGAUGCACAGAAAGAGAUUGCGGAAUAUCAGUCAUUGUUGUUGUAUUCGGAUUCUCAAAGGCAAGCAUUCGAUUACUUCGACUAUAACGCUGAUGAUGAUUCGGAUGACAAGGAGCAAAUUCUCAACCUUCACGAAGCUGAACUCAACAGGCUUAGAGAAGAAUACGAGUCUAAGAAAACAAUCUUGGAACUCUACAAAGAACUCAAUGAAUAUCUCGAGGAUCAGAAGUUUUUGGAAGAGUCAUCCAAGGAUUCGUCUCGUCUUCUUCAAAAAGAUUCAUGCAAGAUACUUAUGAAAGAGGAGAGAAUACGAAAGACGAUCCACAGAAAUCUACCACGCGUGAUCAAGGCAUUGAAAGAGGAAGUCAUUCAGUUCAACAAAACAAUGAUUUCUUGCGAGAAAAAGCCUUUCUCCAUCAAUGGGCAAGAUCUUUACGAGAAAGUGCUCACGAUAGAGUCCCAGUCAUGCAAUCAGAGACGUCCGAAAUUUACUCGUGGUGUCUCUCCUCGAAAGUCAUCAGUAUCUCCAAAGAGACCUGAACCUGUCAACACGCUUAAUGGGUCAAGCAAAGGUGGCAGACUCAGAUCACCGAUCAAGGUGGGGAAGGAAACUCUGCAACGCAGAGUCUCUCCUGCCAUCAAUUCGGUGCGCUCUUUAAAGUCUCCAACACUUAAUGAAAGCAAAUCAAGUAUUGCACUGCGUCAUGAUACGAGGGUAUUGAAGGAGGCUAGGAAUGGUUUGGCAGCUACUUCACUGUUUGAAAGUUCUCCGAAGGCAUUUAGGAAUGCACCAAACUCGCAUGUCAUGACUCGGCCUCAGUUACAACCGUUGCAUUCUCCUUUGAACCCAGAGCUGUCGAUUUCGAUGAACUUUAGUCCAUCUGAAAGUACGCUAUAUUCUAUGUGUUCUCGAGUCUCUCCUUUGAAAGACAAAAAUACAAACAGCAAAGCCGAUAUCUCGCCCAUAAGGGAGACGGAGUUUAACGCUGAGGACAAGGAAAAUAAUAGUGUUUACAAGGAGAAGCAGUUAUCAGGCGAUGCAAGGGAAAUCGCUAAAGAAAGCACAAACCACAGAUUGAGCACGCAUAGUCUUGCAAAUUCUACAGUCAUCAGUGACGUAAAUGAAGACUGGAAGGAGCAAAGGUUACGUGAUAUUCAAUCUCGUGCUGAGAAGAUCUACGACAACAGCCACAUCUAA